GAUGCGACAACAUGCAGCCCCAACCUCCGAGGAGAUCUUCGACAAGGUCGAGAAAGAGCCACAGAAGACAGCUGCAGCAAUGGCAGCACCCAAGGGGAUGAUCAAGAUCAACGAAUCGAAGAUGAGCCCACCAGCACAGAACAGCGAGUGGACGAAGAUCGAAUCGAGCGCUGCGGUCAGCAGCGAGACCAACCGGAAGCCGAAGAGAGGCAGUGCAACGGGAUCAACAACAGGGAUGGAGACCGAGAUCAACCAUCAACGUGUCCAGGAGCUCAAGACACAGAUCGCAAUCCUGGAAAGGCAACUGGCCAUCGAAACACAGGUGCCAGAGACCGAACCCGAGAAGAAGCCCAGUUAUCGAGCAAACUGCCCAGUAUAUCAUGAAUGA
Molecule: messenger RNA, 388 nt
Organism: Cladocopium goreaui
Lineage: Eukaryota; Dinophyceae; Suessiales; Symbiodiniaceae
Source: the annotation of a GenBank genome assembly